GUGGCCUAAAUGAGCUUUCCUAACCUUUAGCAGGUUAACUCACAUAUGCAUCUACUGAUGAGGCCAGUUUUGUCUUUCAUAGGAAGUCGAGGCGAAAUGUCAUGUCUGAACAUCAUCACACACCAGUUCUCUGUCUUGAACAGAGUUUCAGUCAAACAGGAAGUUGUAUUUUCCCCUUUUGCUCGUCCAGAAGAGAAAGAGGAAGUUUUUUCUGUCCCCUUCUGAGCGUGUUCACAUGUUGCAUCGCCACAGUCCUCUGUCUGAGCUUAUCAGGACAGGACUGCCAUCAUGGACGUCUACCAAGAGGCGGUGGAUUAUCUGGAGACGCACCAUGUUCCAGUGGAGGCAGAGGCAGACGCCUUGGAGGAUGUUUUCCAUGAGGAGGUGGUGUCCUGUUUUCUCUCCCCUCUGAACACUGAGAGCGUAGACUUCCCCGACACCCCUACUCUGUUGAGCACAGAGGAGCUGCUGGAGAAGAGACUUGUGGUCCUAAAGGGCAUCCUGGGGAGUGAAGAGGUCUAUCUCAGAGAGCUGGAUGCCCUGCUCAUGCCCAUGAAGGCUUUGCGUGCCUCAGCCAGGACUUCACAGCCGGUUCUGUCCAGCCAAGAGGUACAGACCGUUUUCUACCAAGUUCCUGAGCUCAGAGAUGUUCAUCAAAGCUUCUGCUCCGGUCUGAAGGACCGUCUGAACGCUCAGAGCCAGACAGAGCUCGGUACCGACGAGGAGGCAGGACUGAAAUGCAGAAACUUCGACCUGGAGGUUGGGGACUUGUUUCUGAAAUUGGUAAAUCACCUCAGCCUCUACGGAGGGUUCAUUGAAAACUAUGAGAAGGCUGUGGAAGUUGUCAGGAAGUGCACACAGUCGGACCCUCGCUUUCGCACUCUUGCUGAGAGUUUGAUGUCCAACAACGGUGUAGAAAAGGCACGGACGAAGUACACGUUAGAAGCGUUGCUGUACAAGCCUUUGGACAGAGUAACCAAAACCACAUUGGCACUCCGUGACCUCUUAAAGACGACACCUGUGGAGCACAGAGAUAAUGCUGCCUUACAGGAAGCACUAAGACUGUCUCGCAGCUUCCUUUCAGGUGUCAACGAGAGUUCACAGAGUAAAUGUGGGGUCACGCUCAGUCAUGGCAUGAGACGUCAGCUGAUGCGUGACGGCUUUGUUGUGGAUGUGAACGAAGGGGUGCGCAGCCUGCGUCACCUCUUCCUCUACACCGACCUCUUGCUGUGCACCAGAUGCAAGCAUGCAGUCAAAGGGAAACAGGAGCAGUACAGAUUCUGUUGGUAUCUCCCUCUCGCUGGUCUCAGGCUCCGCUGGACCGCGGAUAAGAAACGUUCUUCUGACAUAAAUAUCCGGUUACACGACUUACGGACCAAGAUGUUCAUCCUGCAACAGCAGUUACAACAACACACGAGAGGUCCCAGGCUGAUGGCUAUGAAUGCUCGGAGCAGGAAGAAACUGGAACAUCUGGAGCUAAUGCUGUAUACGUACGCUCCGGUGUACCAGCUGGAGCUGCACAGUCCUAGUGGGAAGAGUCAUACUCUCUGCUUCUCUUCCCUGUAUGAACUUGAAGAAUGGAGGGAAGCCAUCCACAAACUCACCACAAACAACAUUGAAACUGUUCCACCAGAUCUGCUCACCCUCACCAGUUCAUGUGUGAAGCUGAGAAUGACCCAGCAGCCACCACUUCACAGCAUAAGCGCAGGAGAGAACAGGGGCUUAUUAUGUGGGACGUUCAGUGUUGCAAUCCACUCAGCUCUUGGACUACAGCAGCCAGCCUCUGUUUAUGUGUGUGUUGAGGUGGAUGGGUAUGACUUUUUUGAUGACGAAACACAAUCACACCCUUCAGUCAACAGCCUCAACCCACACUGGGACCAGGAGCUGACUUUCCAUGUGGAUGGUGCGCACAAUAUGAAGGUUCUAUGUGUGAGUCAGAAUGAAGGACAGAAUGAUACAGUUCUGGGGAAAACUACUGUGAAGCUAGAGAGUAAACAAUUAACUAAUCGAUGGAGAAGACAGACUCUGCAGCUUGGUCAAGUGGAGGUGAUUCUCUCCUUGAAGUACAUCCAUCAUUAUCUUCAACCGCCGAGCCCCGCUGCUCAACAACCACCCGUUUUCUGUGUCCCCAUUGAAAGAGUGGCGCUACAGGAGAGGGUGGUGGUUCCUCAUGUCGUGAGAUGCUGCGUAGAGGAGGUGGAGGGGAGGGGCAUGGACGAGGUGGGGAUCUACAGGAUUCCAGGAACCGCCACUGACAUCAACAUGCUCAGAGCUGCAUUCAACAGCAAUCUGAGGGAAGCUGUAACCAGACUGAGAGGUGCUGAGGUGAACGCCGUCUGUGGUCUCCUCAAACUUUAUUUCAGAGAGCUGCCGGAGCCUCUGAUACCCUCUGAGAUGUUUCAGACUCUGGCCAAAGCUCUGGAUAUCCAGGACCUAAACGCACGUCUGGUGUCCAUGUUGUCCCUGCUGAAGUCCUGUCCUGAAGUCAAGCGCCACACCUUCCUCUUCCUGCUGCGUCACCUCCAACGAGUUGCACAGAGAGAAGAACUCAACAAGAUGUCCUUGUUAAACCUGGCUACGGUUUUUGGUCCAAGCCUUUUACGUCCACCAGCGGCUGGACAGGGACACCAUGGACCCAAGGUGGACAUCUCUCAGGAGGUGGUGAUACAGGUCCAGGUGGUUUUCAGCUACCUGCAGUGUGAAAACCUCCCAGGAGCUCAGACCUCUCUGCCGUUCCUCUCAGAGGCUGACGAAGGUCCCACCUACAUGUGAGACCCGCUGGCCCCUGAUUUAAACACCUGACCUGGAGACACCCUAAGGAACUGUACAAUAAACAUAUUUAUUGAUUGUAAGAAGAA
This is a messenger RNA of Nothobranchius furzeri (turquoise killifish), 2858 nucleotides long. RefSeq names its product breakpoint cluster region protein. NCBI's taxonomy places the organism in Eukaryota, Metazoa, Chordata, Actinopteri, Cyprinodontiformes, Nothobranchiidae. Gene Ontology annotation, cellular component: membrane. Gene Ontology annotation, biological process: intracellular signal transduction; positive regulation of GTPase activity. Gene Ontology annotation, molecular function: GTPase activator activity; guanyl-nucleotide exchange factor activity. The record is from RefSeq and is a predicted model, not a curated record.